AUGGUUGCACACGGCGUGAUUUCGGCUUCAUCAGCACGAGAGCUUUUACAAGUUCAGGGCAAAGGUACAAACGGAAUUGAGAAACUCCUGGAUCUAUUGGGUUCUGAAUGCGACACUCCACAACAUUACACCCAGGACGCAAAGUUGGUCUUGUUGACAAACGCCUUGCGAAGUACGGGCCAACAUGCCUUAGCGAGUCGACUAGACUGUGGCCGGAAAAUCAAACCCGCGCCGCCUACUGACGCGAAACUCGACAGCAACGAGUAUGGUUGUGGUUCUGGUCUAAAAAUUGUUGUCUUAUCUUUUGGUGGCGUGCUGUUGGAACCGAUACCCUGCAUAAUUCGCCCAUUACGGUUCGACGCCACCUUCCAGUUAUUCUGUGGUGGCCUACGGCGGAAUGAUACGCACUAUUUCGAGCUAACAGAGGUCAGUUCGUGUUGCUGGACUGGACUAGUCAUUAGUGCACCCUCCGACCUGGUUGUGCGAUUUUUUGUGCCGGUCGCCGUGACCAAUCCGCCCGAUUUUGGCGGUCCUGAAACCGGCACACCGUGCGCCGUGGCUCGGAGCCCCUUCAAAGCGCGGGCUACAGACGGCGUGAUCACAGCUGUUUGCAAUCUAUCAAAAAAUGGUGCCGUCCGCCAAGCCUCCUCCUCCGCCUCCAUUUGCCGAUUUCGCCCUGAUUGUGGAAACUCGCUCCUCGUCCUUGUGGCCGUCGACGCUGCGCUGUUUAGCCCCGGUGACUCAUUUUUUUGGAGUGGAAGGGCAGGGGACAAGACUCGAGCACCUGUAUCUUCAGGUUACGCGCGCCACAACGGCUGUCUAUUAUUGGCGUACUACGAUGGGGCAGAUGCCGCAGGCGGUCCGGCCUCUCCAACUCUCCGUCGAAGGGGUCAGCUCAGUCUGUGGGUGCAGGUUGCCGCGAUUCGACUUAGUCCCGUCUACUACGAACAGCUCGUUCCACCGCCGUCGCCACCGCAGCGUCGCAAGAAGCGUUUGGUUCCUCUCACCAACGCCACCUUGGAGGACGGAGUCGUUGUACAAAACCUCAUGGAAACGUCCCACGGUGCCUACUUUUGGAUAGACCUGAGAAGUUCCUCCGUCAAACCCCUGUCUCCUGAGCACGUGACGUCGACGCCUCUGUGUGAGACUUCCACGCUGAAAUCGCAAGAGAGCGCUGUUUCGCGUUUCUUGUGUUUCGUGUGCUGUGUCAGGAAGCGUCAUAAGCAGAGUGCGCAACAGCCCCCGCCACCCACUGGCACAAUCGAUGGACCCCGCGCCUCUGUUGACUACCGUCUUCCCUCCUCGGUACUUCCACUUUCCCCCCCGACCCAGUCGAUAAAGGAGGCAACACCGGAGCCUCCGAAGGUCUCCAAGGAGCGCGAACAAGAGGAGCGUCUCCGCCGCAUGAAACUCGCCAUCCUCGAUGCCAAAUCGAGUGACUUCUACGCCGGCCUGGCCAACCCCUUGAGUGAUGCCGUGGUCAAGUUCCUGGAGCAGACCCUGGGCGUCCUGGUGCUCGGAGCACGAGUGGAGAGUCGCUGUCCCGUCGACUGUCUCCCACAGGGCCUCCUUCAGCCGCUCUCCGCCGCUGCGACAGUCUCGAUCGUUGCAACCACCUGCGAGGCGCUCGAACGGUUGCAUGCGGCGGUAACUCUGCUGCCCCAGGAGAACUCCCACCUGCCCCCAUCCAGCGCCCUCUCAACCGCCCUGGAGUCCAUCUUCCGGCAGGAGGUUGGCUUCCUCGAGAGCAUCGAUAUUCAAGACGUUCGACUUAGUGUUGGCCUGCAAGAAGAAGAGGUCAAACUCGCUGCCAAUGAGCUGGCGGAGUGA
Molecule: messenger RNA, 1830 nt
Organism: Mesocestoides corti
Lineage: Eukaryota; Metazoa; Platyhelminthes; Cestoda; Cyclophyllidea; Mesocestoididae
Source: the annotation of a GenBank genome assembly